CCUCUCCCCUCCCCUUCCGAAGCUCUCUCUACUAAUUCUGCCCCAAAGCUACCAACCAAACCAAACCAAACCAAAAUCGGAGAAGAAGAAGAAAAAAAGGAAGUUUUGGUUGUACCACCGGAUCGGAUCGGAAUCGGAGAUCCCCAUGGCGACGGCGACGGCGACGGCGAGCAUCCAACCAUCCCUCGGCCGUCACAAGCUGCUCUACGGAAUCGCCCCCCGAUCCGACCCUAAUUUCCCACCCCGAGCUCUCCUCAUCCGAGCCAUCCACCGCCCCGACGCCUCCUCCGCCUCCGCGCACUUCCUCCACAGCAGCCGCGCCGAGUGGCAGAGCUCCUGCGCCAUCCUCUCCAGCAAGGUCGCCGCGCUCUCCCCCACCAACGAAGACAAGCCCCCCUCCGCCUCCGCCUCCGCCGCGGGCGGGGGCGGGGGAGGGGGAGGGAGCGAGGAGACGAAGCUCGCGGUGAACGGGCACAUUGGGUCGGGGUCGUCGGGGUCGUCGUACCUGGUGCCGGUGGAGAACCUGCCCCGGCCGCUGUCGAUCGCGGACCUGUCGCCGGCGCCGAUGCACGGGUCGCAGCUGCGCGUGGCGUACCAGGGGGUGCCGGGCGCGUACAGCGAGGCGGCGGCGGGGAAGGCGUACCCGAACUGCGAGGCGAUCCCGUGCGACCAGUUCGAGGUGGCGUUCCAGGCGGUGGAGCUGUGGAUCGCGGACCGCGCGGUGCUGCCGGUGGAGAACUCGCUGGGGGGCAGCAUCCACCGCAACUACGACCUGCUGCUGCGGCACCGGCUGCACAUCGUGGGGGAGGUGCAGCUGCCCGUGCACCACUGCCUGCUGGCCCUGCCCGGGGUGCGCAAGGAGUGCCUGACGCGCGUGAUCAGCCACCCGCAGGCGCUGGCCCAGUGCGAGCUGACGCUGACGGCGCUGGGCCUGAACGUGGCCCGCGAGGCCUUCGACGACACGGCGGGGGCCGCCGAGUACGUGGCCGCCAACGGCCUGCGCGACACGGCGGCCAUCGCGUCGGCCCGCGCCGCCGAGCUGUACGGGAUGCAGGUGCUGGCCGACGGCAUCCAGGACGACGCCGGCAACGUCACGCGCUUCGUGAUGCUGGCGCGCGAGCCCAUCAUCCCCCGCACCGACCGCCCCUUCAAGACCAGCAUCGUCUUCGCCCACGACCGCGAGGGCACCUCCGUCCUCUUCAAGGUGCUCUCCGCCUUCGCCUUCCGCAACAUCAGCCUCACCAAGAUCGAGAGCCGCCCCCACCGCCACCGCCCCAUCCGCCUCGUCGACGACGCCAACGUCGGCACCGCCAAGCACUUCGAGUACAUGUUCUACGUCGACUUCGAGGCCUCCAUGGCCGAGCCCAGGGCCCAGAACGCCCUCGCCGAGAUCCAGGAGUUCACCUCCUUCCUCCGCGUCCUCGGGAGCUACCCCAUGGACAUGACCCCCUGGAGCGGCGGAGGAGGAGGAGGCGCAUCGCCCUCCUCUUCCUCCUCUUCCUCUUCGUCCUCCUCCUCUUCCUCUUCCUCUUCCUCUUCCUCCUCCCCGGCGGGCUCGUCGUCGUGAAAGCAACGCCACAACCUUCGCCCGUCCCCUCCGGCGUUGAAUUGUUGAAGGCCUAAUUACAUUACCACUUCUUUUUAUUAAAAAAAAAAGAAAAAAGAAAAAAGAAAAAGAAUUUUCCUUUGUAAUUUUGUUUCUAUGAUGAUGAUGAUUAUUAUAUUAUUAUCCUUAGUGGUAGUAUUAUUAUUUUUCUUUCUUUGGGGUGGGUUUGGUGGGUAUACCUUACCUAUUUUUAAAUCCCGAUCCCGAUUAUUAUUGUUAUUGUUAUUGAUUGAUUAUUGAUCUGUGGGUGGGCUCAGCAGCUGAUGAUCAUCAGAACAUGAAGUUGCGGGUCUGACUGGUGGGCCAUCGUCUCCCACUAAUAGCGAAAGAAGACGAACAGUCCCCAGUCGUCGGCAGCCCUUUGAUAAGAUGUGAGAGAGUUAUUAGAGAGAAUUAUUAUGGUAGAUGAUUACCCGAGCUACUUAAUUAUUAUUUGGUUUAUUUGUUAAAUACUGGUCCUACGAAGCAUCUCUCUUUCAUUAUUUUUAUUUUUCUUUUUUCACAUGUAAGCUCCUCAACACUUUUCAUUUAUACGUAUUCUGGGGUAGGUUGCCGUCAUUAACUUCAAUAUUAGUUGGGUAGUCGUUUAUAUUGACUUGUCUUCGGAAGUGGGCCUCAGAACUUUUGUUCCUACUUGCGGAGCACCUACAAUAGGCGCUCUCGAUCCAGAGAACCCUUGCUCAAGGGCUCCAUCCCAAGGGUGUAUUUAUUUUACUCAAAGCAAAGAGGAAUAUAAUACUUUUCAAUUUUAAAUA
Molecule: messenger RNA, 2361 nt
Organism: Ananas comosus (pineapple)
Lineage: Eukaryota; Viridiplantae; Streptophyta; Magnoliopsida; Poales; Bromeliaceae
Product: arogenate dehydratase/prephenate dehydratase 6, chloroplastic-like
Exons: 1
Coding region: 146-1567 (473 amino acids)
Biological process (GO): L-phenylalanine biosynthetic process
Cellular component (GO): cytoplasm; chloroplast
Molecular function (GO): arogenate dehydratase activity; prephenate dehydratase activity
Source: RefSeq, a predicted model, not a curated record